AUGUCGCCAUCAAUGUCGCCCGAGGAUAACGCGGCCGACGGCCUUGAUGCCUCCAACGCGCGCCCCGACGACAACCCAAACGCCAACAUCCCCCGCCAGAAGCGUCUUGCCUGCUUGAUCUGCCGGAGGCGAAAGCUCAAGUGUGAUGGCCGCCGCCCCAGCUGCAGCACAUGUUCCCGUCUGGGCCACCAGUGCGCCUACGACGAGGUCCGGAAGAAGAGCGGGCCCAAGCGCGGCUACGUCAAGGCCCUCGAAGAGCGACUUAAGCAAGUCGAGGUCAUGCUCAAGUCACAGGACGCAGGCCCGGCCAGCUCAGCCGCUGGUGACACUCUCCAUGGUUUCACGGCGGGCGACACCCGUUCCGCCGGUCUCAAGUCCGGUGCAGGCCCGAAUGCGUCCAAGAACGGUUCCCUGUCCAAGUCUGGGAACGAGCGGUCGGCCUCGUCGACCACCGUGGGCAGUGCGUCUGGUGCCGGCGGCCGUGGUGAUUUCUCCAUGGCCGACCCAAACGCAAUGAAUCUGGCAGGAGGCAUCGGCCGUGACUUGGACACCUGGCAGUUCAAUGCCGAGUCACCACAACGCCCAGGCUCGCUUGAUGAUUUCAACUUUGGCAACCGCAUGGCCGGAAACAUGAGCGGCAUGGACAGUAACCCGACCUGGGAGAUUGUCCAGCUGAAUUUGGAAGAGCCUUUGCCUGACCAGGGUAUCAUUGAUGAGCUGACGGAGGUUUACUUUGACAAAAUCCAUCCGUCGCUGCCAAUGAUACACAAGGCCCGUUAUCUGGCCGCCAUGAACCUUUCUGCCAACCAACGGCCUCCCGUAUGCCUGCGAUAUUCGAUGUGGAUGUCUGCCUGCACAGUUUUGGACAAGUACAGCGACCUCAAGGACCUCUUUUACCAGCGGGCUCGUAAGUACCUCGAAGUUGACUACAUGAAGGGUUUCGGCGAGCACAUGAUCUCCGUCGCGCAUUGUCAGACGCAUGUUAUCUUGGCCUCGUACGAGUUCAAGAUGAUGUACUUCCCCCGUGCUUGGAUGAGCACCGGCCAGGCCAUCCGCCUUGCGCAGAUGAUUGGUCUGCACCGCCUGGACGGCGCCGGCCUAGAAGUCAAGCAGUGCAUCCCGCCGCCCCGCGACUGGACGGAAAAGGAAGAGCGUCGCCGCACCUUCUGGAUGGCCUUUUGCGAAGAUCGAUACGCUAGCAUCGGCACAGGAUGGCCCAUGACCGUGGACGAGCGCGAUAUCAGCACUGUUCUGCCCAGCUCCGAAGAAGCCUUCGAGAUGAGCCGCCCCGAAGCGAGCAUCCCGCUACAUGACGCCAUGUGCCCUUCGGGCAUUGGCCAACUCACUCCUUUUGCCGGCAUCAUCCUAAUGGCCUGCCUUUUCGGCCGCAACCUCACCCAUCUCCACCGUCCGGACAAUGACGAUAAGGACAGCGAUCUAAACGGCGAGUUCUGGAAGCGACAUCGCAACCUCGACAACAUCCUGCUCAACACUCUCCUCGGCUUGCCAGCCCAGCUCAAGCUGCCCGCCGGCUUGCAAAACCCAAACAUUGUUUUCACCAACAUGUGUAUACACACAUCGACGAUCUGCUUACACCAAGCCGCGAUCUUCAAAGCUGAGAACAACUCCCUCGACGAGUCCGUCAGUCCAGAAAGCAAGAUCCGUUGCAUCUCGGCAGCCAACGAGAUCGCCAGCAUCAUGCGCAUGGUCUCUCAUAUGGACCUGUCUACUAUGAACCCCUUUAUUUCCUUCUGCCUCUACGUUGCUGCGAGAGUGUUUGUGCAGUACUUGAAGAGCCGCCCAGACGAGAGCCGAGCCGCCGACUCGCUGCGCUUCCUUCUCACUGCCAUGAGUGCUCUGAAGCGCCGUAACCCGCUGACCGAGUCUUUCUUGGUGCAGCUGGAUGUUGACCUGGAAGCUCUCGGCGAGCGGAUACCACAGCUGAAGUCCGCUUUCCCCAUGAGUUACGAUAGUCCGUCAACAGGCGUCCCUCAGGGCGCAGCCAAUCGCCCAGGUGCCGUCUGCGAUGAUGGUGCCGUCGACGGCAUCCUUUCGUUCCAGAAGGAAUAUUCAAAGUCUGACAACGCAUCCAGCCAAGACAACGGCGACGACAGUUCAAAGGAUCGAGUUUCGGAUACAGCCUCCACGAGUAUGAAUAGCGGAAGCAGCAGGUUCCGGUCUAAGCCCACCAAUGAAGGUGUGGCUCCCUCCGCGUCUAACAACUGGGCCUUUUCAGAAUCUCGCCUGCCCACACGAGACCGCAGCAACGGGCAAUCACCAAUGUUCAACAUAGCAACUGGCGGUUUCGCGGAUCCCACCGUCACCAAUAUUUUGACGGCAAGCGGCCGACCAAUGGGCUUUGUCGACGAGAUUCAGGACAUGUCGACCUCACCAGGCGACGGCCUAUCCACGCGCCCGACGCCGAACUCCAGCAGUGCCUCCGAGAGCCGGCAAACCCUAGCGCCGCCACAACAGCCAGGUGCCAUGCACUCGGGCGGAAGCUCGUUUGACACCAGCCCCGUGUCACCACCUCGUGGUCUGGUUGGUGGGCAGCAAGCUUCACAAGUCGACCGCAGCUCGUCUGGUGGCUUCUUUGCCGCCGCCAACGGCGGCGCAGCCGACUAUGCCACUGGCCAACCAGUCUCUUCUGCGGCCGCAGGUAUAUCUAUGAAUGGCAACGGCGCCGGCUUAGGUGGCCUGAUGUCCGCAGAUCCGCCCUCAAACGACUACAUGAUCUCCGAGGGAUGGAAUAUGAAUGGGCAGACGGGCAUGACGCCCGUCUCGGAGGGUGUGCUCCGAACGAUUAUCAACAUGGGUCCAAUGGAAACCAUGGAUUUGGGUUGGGGCGCCAAUCCAUGA
This is a messenger RNA of Sporothrix brasiliensis 5110, 2859 nucleotides long. RefSeq names its product c6 zinc finger domain containing protein. The coding region runs from base 1 to 2859 and encodes 952 amino acids. The record is from RefSeq and is a predicted model, not a curated record. The transcript is spliced from 4 exons. NCBI's taxonomy places the organism in Eukaryota, Fungi, Ascomycota, Sordariomycetes, Ophiostomatales, Ophiostomataceae. Gene Ontology annotation, cellular component: nucleus. Gene Ontology annotation, molecular function: DNA binding; DNA-binding transcription factor activity, RNA polymerase II-specific; zinc ion binding. Gene Ontology annotation, biological process: DNA-templated transcription; regulation of DNA-templated transcription.